Molecule: messenger RNA, 972 nt
Organism: Mesorhabditis belari
Lineage: Eukaryota; Metazoa; Nematoda; Chromadorea; Rhabditida; Rhabditidae
Source: the annotation of a GenBank genome assembly
AUGAGAUUGUUGGCUAUCAUUUUGGUCUUACUCCCAUGGAGUAAAGGGCAACGUUUAGGACCGCCCGGUCCAAUCUCAUCUCAUUUUCUCGAUUGGUUGAUAGCACAUGGUUAUGAACGAGAUUCUUUCGAUCGUCCGGACGUUGGUCCAAACGGUUCAUUUGGUGGUAGAAAGCGAGGCAGUGAUAAGAUAACUCACGAGCCCGUGAUUUUCAUUCACGCAAAUGGUGAUGCAGCACUGCAUACACAGGCACCACUAGCCACGGGAUGGAGCCGUUCAAUUCAAUAUUUUCUUGAGCAAAAUUACACAGAAUCGGAACUUUAUGCAACAACAUGGGGAGAUGCUUGGGGCAGCGGUUCGAUGCUCGAUUCGUAUUCCACAAUGCACACUUGUCAGAAUUUGAUUUAUCUUCGAAGAUUUAUCGAAGCAGUAAUCGCCUAUACAAAAUCGCCAAAAGUUGACGUGAUCGCUCAUUCUGUCGGUGUCCCGUUGGCCAGACGAGUAUUGAAAGGUGGUAGUCUAAUCGGUACCGAUGGAAAUUGCUCUCUUGGACCACCGCUUACCGCCAAAAUUGACACAUUCCUCGGGAUAGCCGGUCCAAAUUACGGUUUAUGCGUGUGUCAAUUGGCUCAAACAGUGCCCGCUUGGUGUAACGCUUUGGAUGGUCUCUACCCAGGCUACACGUGUCAAGAUCAGUUAUUAUGCGGUUACCCAUCGGGUUCAUGUCAACAAGAGAACUAUUCGGCUUUCCUUGAAAGACUCAACAACGAUCCAACUCGAGAGGCCUCACAUGUAUAUUCUAUGUGGAGUGACGUGGAUGAGGUGCUACUGUUUCGGGGGAUGACUUGGGGCAAGCCGACAGCCAGGAUACCGGGGAUGAAUGGACGUUGGAUCUCUGAUCGAAACGGACACGUUGCAAUGAAGGAUCUGACCGAAUUACGCCAAUUCGAAGCGGUCGUUCAUCAUUCGAUU